Drosophila rhopaloa is the source of this 884-nucleotide messenger RNA. RefSeq lists its product as uncharacterized. The coding region runs from base 107 to 772 and encodes 221 amino acids. Lineage: Eukaryota; Metazoa; Arthropoda; Insecta; Diptera; Drosophilidae. The transcript is spliced from 3 exons. The record is from RefSeq and is a predicted model, not a curated record.
CAACAAGGCAUUCGGUUCGAAAUUUAUAAAGAGGAGAACGGCAAGAAAAUCGUUUAUUGUAUUUUUAGGAACCGUUUAACUCAUAUCUUACCGCGAUCGAAAAAAAAUGCGUAAUAAAUACCUUGCCGUUCUUAUAUGCGCUUCCUGCAUUUGUGUUUGCACCGCGGUUCCGGACAGCUAUAAUGGCGAUAUCCAGAACUCGAAUUCACUGGAUUUCGGCAACGAUAGCGGGGGCUAUCAGUAUAGCUCCCCACCCAACAACAACUACCUACCUCCAGCAACCCCCGCACCAGAGUACCUGCCUCCCCCGAAUAACGGAUAUCAAUACAAUCCGCCUCCAAACAACAACUACCUACCGCCUCCGAACAACAACUAUCUACCACCUGUACCUGAAUAUGGACCGCCUCCUGGUUAUCCUGUGUAUGGCCCACCUCCUCCAUUCUAUAAGCCAGCUCCUCCUAUGCCCUACCAUUCGCACGAAUCUUUUCUGGAGAAACUGAAGUCCAAGAUCAACCUAUAUACGCUUGGAAAGAUAUUGUUAAAGCUCUUGAUAUUCAAGAAAAUUGUCAAGUUUAUCGGCUUGAUUUUCCUGCUUUUGGUUUUGCCAAAGCUUAAAAAUAUUUUUAAGGAGGAUAUGAUGUCGGGAUCUGGUGAAAGCGAUGGAAUGGAAAGUAAAUUUGUAGAAACAGACAAAGAUAAAUUAGCUCAACAAAUUGAAGAUCUUUACGAUUUUGUAAUAAGUUCUAUUGAAAAUUUUGAAGGAGGAAGGUAAAAGACGGAUACCAAAAGUAGUUAAAAAUGUAUUAUUACGAAUUGUAUUACAUGCACAUUUGAUUAUUUAUUUGUUAAAAUUGUUCUUUUAAAUAAAAUGUAUCUAUAAAAUA